UCCUUAAUGAAUAACUUAGGACGAGUAGGAGGCAAAUGCUGCCCCAGCUGUUUCCUGUUGAAAAUGUCUGUGUAAUGUAGAUAAAUGUGAGGGAUUUUCUCUCUAAAUCCGUCUCCUGUUCGCUAAAUCUCACUUCUCCAAAACGAGCCUGCGCAAUGGAACAAAGUCGGAAUAUUGAGAUGUGACAUUGCCCGCAUCUCAUCCUCUUUCUCCCCGUUUUUUAAUGACUUCAAACAAGUUCAUUUUCGCCGGGCUUUGACUUGCCGAGACCCGUGGGGAUGUCUAGCGCUCUUUCCUUUCAGUGGCAUUUAUGUGAUGUCUUCAAGAGUGCGAUGUGCUGUAUCUCCUGUAGCCACACCCUCUCACUACUGCUGUGUGUCCUCACCCUGACUCCGACGGCAACAGGGGCGGGACCGGAGACCCUGUGCGGGGCGGAGCUGGUCGACACGCUGCAGUUUGUGUGUGGAGAGAGAGGCUUUUAUUUCAGUAAACCAGGUUAUGGCCCCAAUGCACGGCGGUCACGCGGCAUUGUGGACGAGUGCUGCUUCCAAAGCUGUGAGCUGCGGCGCCUGGAGAUGUACUGUGCACCUGCCAAGGCUAGCAAGGCAGCUCGCUCUGUGCGUGCACAGCGCCACACAGACAUGCCGAGAGCGCCUAAGGUUAGUACCGCAGGGCACAAGGUGGACAAGGGCACAGAGCGUAGGACAGCACAGCAGCCAGACAAGACAAAAAACAAGAAGAGACCUUCACCGGGACAUAGUCACUCAUCCUUUAAGGAAGUGCAUCAGAAAAACUCAAGUCGAGGCAACACGGGCGGCCGAAAUUACAGAAUGUAGGGACGGAGCGAAUGGACACAUGCCCAGUGACUUGGGGAGAGAGAAGGGAGUGGCCUUACCCGGUACCCCUGUGGAAUGGUUCACUGUAAAACAAAACAAAGAGGAUGCUAACGAUGGUUCGAAAAGCUCUUCACAAUGAUUUAAACCUGAGAGCUGAGGGGUUGUUGAAGGGUUUGAUGAGGGAUCUUGUGAUUAUUUUAUACACUGCACCAUUCCAUAUCGGGAGGAAUUCUUUGUUAAUGCAAUGUAACAGACUAGUUUAGCUGCUGAGACACGAACAAGAGCUUAUUAUACCUCCAUGUGUGAGCUGCGCUGCCCCUGGCUCCAGGAAAGGUCCUGGGCGUUAGGCCGUGUUCAACAAUGAGUGGUCCAUCCUGUCGCUUGAACUUUGUGGAGGUAAAUCCGUUUACUCUGAGAGGUGAUUCAUUCACUCCUCUGAUAAGACAGGAUAUUAUAUCACCGGCCAUAUUUAACAGUUGCUACCCCAAAAUUAUAAAAAAUCUGAUUCUCUUAUCUUCAGGUUUGCUUCAUGCACCAUGCAUUACCACGGAUUUUUCAAAAAGAGUAAAACAAGGUUUGUUUUCCAGGAAAAAGACCCGGGGGCUCAUUAUCAGAAGGUUUGAGUCUGAUCCAAAUCCUUCCUAAGCCCAAAGAAGUGUUGAGAACCUAUCUAAACAAAUCAAGCCCCAUUAGAUUGGAUUUUGAGAAAGGUGGGAAGUAUUGUAGGUACUAGAAAAAUAUGAUGAUUAACCACAAACAAAAUUAACCAAAUGUUUCUUUCGGCAAGUACAUGGUGCUUGUUUGGUUGUCAGAAAUGGGUCAUUGGGCGGAUUCAAAGUGCAUUUGGCAUAAAUGAGAGGAAUAAGUCAAAUAGCAAAAUGUCACCAUGUCCAAUUCAGUUACACAAUGAUCAACAUUUGAGUCUGAGGCCUGAGUUCAAGGUUAAGCACAAGUCAUGAAGGUUCCGUCAACAAGCACUCUUCUAAUUCUCGUGAAGAACUCGCACAGUGUUCCCGGGAUCUGUCAAUAACGAAGUUUAAAGCAGAAGACAGGGAGGCUGUAACAAUAUUCAAUUGAAACAGAGGAUUUUAAUGAUUGAUGGAUCUUGGCCUGUGAUGUUUUGUUAGUUGGGGGAGGCUGUGAACUUUCGCUGCUUCAGUUGUCGCUUGGACUGCGUUAUCUGCCACGACGGGGAGAGUACAAAAAAAAACUCUUCCGUUGCAAAGUCCACCAGAAAAAUCCGCAGAAUAAAAGGUUUGGUAAAUAUUGCAAACCGAAACAAGUCCUCCUGGAGAUGUGAGAUACGGCACACAUACACAAACACAUACAACGCACCAAGAAUAAAUGAGAGUUGUGUAACUGUGAGCAAGGGUCAAGUACACACAGACACACAGACACACACACACACACACACACACACACACACACACACACACACAAAUGAAAAAAGCCAGUUCUGAGAAGUCCUUGCACGAGGAUCGACAGUCACGGCUGUUUGUUCAAGCCUCCGAUGCGAAUUUCCUUUUAUCGCACGAACCGCGCAAGACAUCCCAUCUCUGGCUCCGCCUCCUCUGCCUGUGUAUAAUCAAACAGUACUCCCAUUUAUGUUAACCUAUGCAUCGCUAUCAUUCAUUGUACAUGAUGGUUUCAUAUAAAAAAACUGUAUUAAGAAUCCUAUCCACUGUAUAAUGGUGCUAUUUUGUAGUUUGUUACUUGCAAGAGAUGGCUAAGACAGACAGGUGGCAGGGCGUACAUCGGAGGUCUUCCCUUUUGCACAGCCUUGUGGCCACCAUUUUAAUAGUGUUUUUAUUUGUAAGCUGUUUCAAAUAAGGUAGUAGUGUAAGCGAGUAAAUGUAUCUGUGUGAAAUCUGUGAAUGCAUGGAGAAUUAAAAGAUAAGAAAAUACCAUGGUGUGGUCCCAAGAAGGCAAAAAAUGCUAUUUUUUCUACUGUUUUUAAAUUAUUUUCUCAACAUAGAUCCCUUAUGCCAAAUAACUUGACAAAAGUACUGUGAACUGUGAUUCUUCCAAUUGUAUUGAGAUUGUCAAAAGUCAUGGUGUGCUUUUGUCUGUCACUGGAAGCCAUUGUAUUCACGAUUAAAAUCACUUAAAGCGAGACUACAUAACUUUUGCUGGACAGCGGCCACUCUGGCCACAAGUGGUAAUUACAGGACCAUCAAUUACGCAUUGGCUUUGCCUCUGUUUCCCCGAGAUAGUCGUUACUCCGAUGCUUUAAAAAGACAUCAUCACGGUUAUCGCUAAAAUGCUAACAUUUAGAGUAGCAGCCACACAAGUACUGAACAGCAAAUGUAAAUGUUGUCUAGCAUAAAGGAGUAGUUUGAAAUUUAAAAAUAACUUGUUUUCUUGAUGAAGGCUCGUUGAUGCUGCCUUAACGUACGAAAAGAGCCCCUUCAUGUGUCGUUUACGUUGGCAUGGAUGUUCAGAAAUAGAUCCGCUAGAGGGCAGCACAGAGUUGAGAGUGUCCGACAACCUAUUAACCUCUAGCUCUAUUAGACUAUUGGCAACACUGCCCCCUGGUGUUACGCGCACAAAUACAGACGAAAUGAACGCAGAGUUCAAACGGCUCUUUCUACGACACUGAGCCUUUAGAUGAGAAGAUGGAUACGACUCUCGUGUCCUUCCAUUAAAUAUAAGGCUGCAGUCAGAAGCCUUAUAUUUUAAACAUUAUAAACAAUAUCAAAUUACCUGUUAGGUUGGUUUUCUUAAACUUCAGACAGAGCAAGCUGUUUCCAGUCGUUAUGCUGAGCUAACUGGGUGUAGCUUUAUAUUCAGCUUACAGGUAUAUGAGCACUGUAGCUACAGCUAACGUUAGCCUGCAAAAUAAGGUAGCAAUGAAAUCCCAAAGUAUUAAAUUGAGCUGAGUCGUAUUUUAUUGCUCAUUAAUUCAACUUAAUUCCUUUUUUUGGAAAAAAUUCUGUUUCAAAAGUUACAUAGUCAUCGCUUUAAGGGUAAAUCCAGGACUUAAAUUCAUAUUGUGCAAACCAUUUGUCCGCAGCUCUCUGAAUCAAAACUUAUUUUAAACGUGUGUGUUUAUCUAUAAUGAUGAAGGUUUUUAAAAAUGGAGAAUUUGCAUAUAUACGCUUUGGUGUCUAAGUCAAUUCUCGGACUCGGUUUGACCUGGCGACUGAAAUGAAGAAGACGCUGGUUGGAAGACAUCCCUGUUCCUCUUAGAUCUUUAGAUUUACAGUACAAACCAAAGACUUUUUGAUGGAAAACGAACUUCACUCAGCAUUAUUAAGUCAUGAACUAAACCUAGAUCAUUAAAUAGCAAUUAUAGCCACCCCUGUCUGAACUGCACUGCAGCUACGAUAUGCCCUUCACACACUGUCUCUGGCACCUGACAUACAGCUCAUGUAGUAGAUAGUAAAAUGAGCCUGUCCCACGGUGUAGCUGGGAUCUUCGCAGCAGCGAUGAAGAAAAGCUACGGCAACCAACUCCGAAUCAUCUAUGAAACAUUUCUGUUCUGUCACUUGUGUGAAAUGAUCAAUAAAGCCCUAAAAUGUGGGAGCGUGUGAGAAAUACACAUCUCUGUGGACGGAGGAGGGGGGUUAAAACAAGAAAAAAAACGUAAUUUCCUGAAGCUCACUGUCCAAGAAACUGUUUGAUCACAGCGCUGUUAUUCAUGGUGCUUGAUUGCCUUCUGUAGAAAAAAAAAUACUGACAAAUUGUUCACCAUUCCUGCUGAAUAAACCACUUGUCAACAUCA
Hippoglossus stenolepis (Pacific halibut) is the source of this 4560-nucleotide messenger RNA. RefSeq names its product insulin-like growth factor 1 (gene igf1). The record is from RefSeq and is a predicted model, not a curated record. Gene Ontology annotation, molecular function: hormone activity; growth factor activity. Gene Ontology annotation, cellular component: extracellular region. NCBI's taxonomy places the organism in Eukaryota, Metazoa, Chordata, Actinopteri, Pleuronectiformes, Pleuronectidae. The transcript is spliced from 5 exons. Bases 279 to 836 code for a protein of 185 amino acids.